Molecule: messenger RNA, 3406 nt
Organism: Asterias rubens (European starfish)
Lineage: Eukaryota; Metazoa; Echinodermata; Asteroidea; Forcipulatida; Asteriidae
Product: GPN-loop GTPase 1-like
Exons: 13
Coding region: 45-1259 (404 amino acids)
Molecular function (GO): GTPase activity
Source: RefSeq, a predicted model, not a curated record
CAGUCGUCGGGUUUACAGUCAGAAGAUUUUUCCCCCAAAGCAAGAUGGCGACGUCCAUGAGUUCAACUCCAGACAUGCUGGAAAACGUGCAGCAGUCACAGACAGAAAUGACAGAUGACGGAGGAAGUACUCACUGUGGACUACACAAUACAGACACUAAACCACCAUGUAUGAUAGUUCUGGGAAUGGCAGGGUCUGGAAAAACAACGUUUGUUCAGAGGAUCACGGCCCAUCUCUAUGCAAAGAAACAGGUGCCAUAUGUUAUCAACUUGGACCCAGCAGUGCAUGAAGUCAGCUUUCCAGCAAAUAUCGAUAUCCGAGACACAGUGAAGUAUAAAGAGGUCAUGAAGCAGUAUGGUCUGGGACCCAACGGUGCCAUUAUGACGUCACUCAAUCUUUUUGCAACGCGCUUCGACCAGGUCAUGCAGUACGUGGAGAACAGGAAAGCGGAAACAAAGUAUGUUAUUGUUGACACACCGGGUCAGAUUGAAGUCUUCACAUGGUCAGCGUCUGGGGCUAUUAUAUCAGAAACCAUGGCUGCGUCUUUCCCAACGGUGAUCGUUUAUGUCAUGGACACCGCUCGGAGCGUCAACCCAGUAACCUUUAUGUCCAAUAUGCUCUAUGCAUGCAGCAUCCUCUACAAAUACAAACUUCCUUUUGUGGUCGUUAUGAACAAGAUCGAUAUUGUGGAUAACGGUUUUGCUAUUGAGUGGAUGCAAGACUUUGAGGCUUUCCAAGACGCUCUGAAUCAAGAAACAUCCUACACCUCCAAUCUCACAAGAUCCAUGAGCUUAGUUCUCGACGAGUUCUAUCAGAACCUUAAAGCUGUAGGUGUCUCGGCAGUGACUGGGAAAGGUGUUGACGAGUUCUUCAAGGCAAUUGAUGAAGCUGUGAAUGAGUACGAAGCAGAAUACAAGCCAGAAUAUGAAAGAAUUAAACGUGAAAAGCUUGAAGCAGAAGAGAAGUUCAAACACAAGCAACUGGAGAGGCUGAAGAGGGACAAGGGCAAAGGUCAAAAGGUCAACUUACCUGGGUCACCAGUUGCUAUGGCUACAGAUUCUAGUGAUGCUGAGAGGUCAGCGGUGUCUCUUGGCCUUGGUCUCCAUGACGAUGAGGAUGAUGAUGAUGAAGAGCUGAUGGAUAAAGAUGAAGAAGAAGAACUUCGAGAAGCAGAGUCAUUCAAGCGAUUCCUCCAGAGCCAAGAGGCUCAUCAAACUUGCCAAUCAAAUCAAGAUACGGAUACAAAACCAGGGACUUGAAACCAAGACUAGCCUAGGGUAGAUAACAUCAACCUCACCUAUCGGGUCCACCGUAGUCCUCCAGCCAUAGAGCCAUACACAUACCAACUGGAAGCACGGGGCCACCUGGUAAAAGAACAGCAAAAGAAAAAAACAUCAGCUGAAAUUCAGGUCAAGAAACUUUGUUUGUUGACUUGUAAACGACUACAAUUGAAGAGACAAAGCAUCUCCAAAUUACUUCCUGAAUGUAAAUAUUAAAUAUUUUGGCUGAAAGGUGUAAUUUAAUAAGGGAAUAAACAGAAAGGGGUAGCGACGAGUUCUUCGUGGGUUCGAAUUCCUUCCAAGUGAUAUGCCUGUGGGUUUUUUUUUCAAAGGAAUCGGGGGGAAAGUACCGAAGUUACAGUGCUAUACAUACAUCAGGGUUUGGUUUAAAACCUAACAAUAUAAUAGUAAUAAAAUAAUAAUAACUGUAUUUGUAAAGCGCCAAAUUGCCAAAGGAUACAAAGCCCUGUCGACCAGCUACAGACUAGGGGAAAAAAUCAGUUCCUUUGUACCAUUUUUUUGUACUUACACCAGCCAAUCACAUGAUAGAUCCAGAGACUAAAGGCUCGUUGCUCGUCAUGGUCUAUGUUCGACGAGAAAACUAUCUGAAUAGCCCCCUCUAAUGACCAUAGAAAUUGCGUCGUCAGAAGGUAGUGAGUAGCAAUCGCCAGAAUUCUGCAUAAAGUCUGUGUAGUGAUGGAAGAUCAUGAAUGUAGUUAUCAGUCUUAUAGAUCAUAGAGUUGUAGCAGUCCUUAUCUGUAGUUGUCAAAUUGUUGAUUGGUCAGACAAAGAGUACAAGGGGAGAGUCGAGACAUUGUUUGACUUCAAAUCCCAUUUUAAAUGGUGAUAUUUCUACAGUUAAAUCAACAAAAUGUGCUCAAAAAAUGACUGAAAUAUUUUACAGGAACCAUUACCAAAGUCCCUAUGGUUCUCCACAGGAAUCAUUAUAAUUGUUCCUACAAAAACCAAAAUUGUCUGCUGAACUGUUAGUAGCUCGCUUCAGUCUUCAUCUUGUCAUUCAACAAGAGUAAUCAGUUCUAAACAGUCAGAGGACUGUUACAAGUCUUAAAGGAACCAUUUCUAUGUUUUUCUACUCCUAUUUAGAAGUAGUGAAUAACUUUACCACAAACUGAAAGCUCCAAUCUCAGGUAUUGUAAACAGUCUUACCAACCUGAUUGGUUGUUCUUUCUACACAGAACCAACCUGAUUGGUUGUUCUUUCUGCACGGAACAAACCUGAUUGGUUGUUCCUUCUACACAGAACCAACCUGAUUGGUUGUUCCUUCUACACAGAACCAACCUGAUUGGUUGUUCCUUCUACACAGAACCAACCUGAUUGGUUGUUCCUUCUACACAGAACCAACCUGAUUGGUUGUUCCUUCUACACAGAACCAACCUGAUUGGUUGUUCCUUCUACACAGAACCAACCUGAUUGGUUGUUCCUUCUACACAGAACCAACCUGAUUGGUUGUUCCUACUACACAGAACCAACCUGAUUGGUUGUUCUUUCUACACAGAACCAACCUGAUUGGUUGUUCCUUCUACACAUAACCAACCUGAUUGGUUGUUCUUUCUGCACGGAACAAUCUGAUUGGUUGUUCUUUCUACACAGAACCAACCUGAUUCGUUGUUCCUUCUACACAUAACCAACCUGAUUGGUUGUUCCUUCUACACAGAACCGAACCUGAUUGGUUGUUCCUUCUACACAGAACCGAACCUGAUUGGUUGUUCUUUCUACACAUAACCAACCCGAUUGGUUGUUCCUUCUACACAGAACCAACCUGAUUGGUUGUUCUUUCUACACAGAACCAACCUGAUUGGUUGUUCUUUCUACACAGAACCAACCUGAUUGGUUGUUCUUUCUACACAUAACCAACCUGAUUGGUUGUUCCUUCUACACAGAACCAACCUGAUUGGUUGUUCCUUCUACACAGAACCAACCUGAUUGGUUGUUCUUUCUGGACAGGAAUUAUAAUGAAUCUGAUUGGUUGUUAUUAAUCUAACCAGUUACCUGAUUGGUUGUUCUUUCUAGACCAGCCAUCACCACGACAAAACUCAGUAUAAUAGAGAGAGCUAAAGAUGCGUGAAUUGUCAAUGCUGCUGAGUUCAAAUGCCUUUUGGAAAAAU